Messenger RNA from Gavialis gangeticus (Gharial), 1842 nucleotides. RefSeq names its product CCHC-type zinc finger nucleic acid binding protein (gene CNBP). Gene Ontology annotation, molecular function: mRNA binding; translation regulator activity; single-stranded RNA binding. Gene Ontology annotation, biological process: positive regulation of cytoplasmic translation. Gene Ontology annotation, cellular component: cytoplasm. The coding region runs from base 141 to 656 and encodes 171 amino acids. The transcript has 5 exons. NCBI's taxonomy places the organism in Eukaryota, Metazoa, Chordata, Crocodylia, Gavialidae. The record is from RefSeq and is a predicted model, not a curated record.
AGGGUGUGGGGCCGUGCGCAAACCGCGUGUGGCGCAGCCAGGAGGGUAGCAGUGGUGGGCGGCGCGGAGCGGAGCAGCGGGGCCUCGUCACUCGCGCUCCCGGCAGCAGGCGGCGGCCGUCAGAGAACUGAACCACAACGAUGAGCAGCAACGAGUGUUUCAAAUGUGGACGUACUGGCCACUGGGCUCGGGAAUGCCCUACUGGUAUUGGACGUGGUCGUGGGAUGCGAAGCCGUGGCAGAGGCUUCCAGUUCAUGUCUUCAUCUCUCCCAGACAUCUGCUAUCGCUGUGGUGAGUCUGGCCAUCUUGCCAAGGACUGUGAUCUUCAGGAGGAUGAAGCCUGCUAUAACUGCGGCAGAGGUGGCCAUAUUGCUAAGGACUGCAAGGAGCCGAAGAGAGAGAGAGAGCAAUGCUGCUAUAACUGUGGCAAGCCUGGUCAUCUGGCUCGUGACUGUGACCAUGCAGAUGAGCAGAAGUGCUAUUCUUGUGGGGAAUUUGGACACAUUCAAAAAGACUGCACCAAAGUGAAAUGCUAUAGGUGUGGUGAAACUGGCCAUGUGGCCAUCAACUGCAGCAAGACGAGCGAAGUCAACUGCUAUCGCUGCGGAGAGUCAGGGCACCUUGCACGGGAAUGCACAAUUGAAGCUACAGCCUAAUAAUUUUUCCUUUGUCGCCCCUCCUUUUUCUGAUUGAUGGUUGUAUUAUUUUUCUCUGAAUCCUCUUCACUGGCCAAAGGUUGGCAGAUAGAGGCUACUCCCAGGCCAGUGAGCUUUACUUGCCAUGUAAAAGGAGGAAAGGGGUGGAAAAAUCAACUUUCUGCAUUUAACUACAAAAAAAUGUUUAUGUUUAGUUUGGUAGAGGUGUUAUGUAUAAUGCUUUGUUAAAGAACCCCCUUUCCGUGCCACUGGUGAAUAGGGAUUGAUGAGUGGGAAGAGUUUAGUCAGACCAGCAAACCCUCUCUGGGUUACAUGGAAGUGAUCCUGUGCAGGACGAAAGAAAUCCUGGAAGUGUCAAAACUUCCACAAGUAACUCUUAAUUUUAUUAUAAUGGCCUUGAAUUGUCUGACCUCAGUAGCUGUUAACGACACCAAGUAAUAUCUGUAUCAGGCCUUACCUAGAGCAUAUAGCUGUGUGGGAGUAAACAAACAAGAUGCACAUGCCUGUUACUGGCCAUGAGAGAGAGAGAAAUCAGGAAUAAAACUUUAAAAGUAACAGUAAUUCAGUCAAAGAAUGUUAAUGUUGGAGAUACAGAAAGUAAUGGGAAGCUUUUUGAACGAAUAUUGCAAAUUUAAAUCUAAAACCCAGAACAUCAGUUCUCAUAGCAUACACAAUUUGGAGCUAUUCAGGAGUUGCAAAGAUGCAUUUUCACAGAAAUCAAGAUGUUAUUUUUGUAUACUAUAUCACUUAGACAACUGAGUUUUCAUUUGCUUGUAAUCAGUUUUUAAAGUAAGAUGGUAAAAGCAAUUGAAGUCCUAGAACAUAGAAAUGUAAUUUUAAACUAUCAAUAAAGCUGGAGGAGGAAGGGGAGUUUGGCUAAAGUUCCUUUUUGCUUAGUUUUUGUUCAUGUACACAGUGCAAAACACCAUAUUAAAGAGGGGAAUGUGGAGGUGUUUAAAAGCUUACAGUUUGGACUUUUUCUUUUUGUUCUAAGUCUUGUGGUGUUGAUCUCAAUUCUGUAACAUCAGUAACUUCAGAAAACUUACAUUGCGCUACUUUUGCAGCACUUCUUACAGGUCUUUGCUUCUCUGCAUACCUUGACAUCGUAAAAAUGUUUGUUCCUUUAUACAGUAGGCUGUUGCUUUAACCUUUAUACGAGCUUCCAAUUAAAACAUUGCUUCAUGUA